AACCAAAAACGAAAACAAAAUCUUGAUGAGCUUAUUUAGAAACAGUUGAAGCAGAUGAAAAUAUGGUGUGUUUGGUCAAUCUGAGAGAGAUAACAGAAACGCCUAAGCCCAAGUUUUAGAGAGAGAAAGAGACAGGUUCUUGAAGAAACUGAUACCCACUUCUCCCUCUUCCACACGUCCUCUUUUCAAACACUGUUUCUAAAUAAAUAAAAUAAAAUAAACAAAAACAAAAACACAAACAUGCACACACUCUCUUUCUCUCUCUAAAUCUUGUUUUAUAUUCUAAAUUUCUUGUUCUCUCUGUCUCUCUGUCUCUCUCUCUCUCUCAUUUCUGAACGUGAAGAAAACUUUAUUGCUCUUCUGCGAAACUCAGCUUCAUUGAAAUUCUGGAAUUUGGAAUAUAUUUAUGAGAAGGGUCUCAAGUCUGAGUUUUCCACAGCUUUGAGGGUGCUAUUAAUUUUUGUGCCAAUUGGUAUAAAUGCCUCAGAGUUUGAGGAAACUGGGUAUGUGAGAUUAGUUACUUGGAAAACCCCAUGAUAAGGUUUGAUGAUGGGGUCCCUAAACAUGGAGAAGAAAUGGCUAUUUCCUCUUGUCAUGAGCUCUGUCCUGUGCAUAGUCCUUCUUGCCACUUCCUUGAACAUGGGUCUUAUCUCUUCACUACACACAAUCAAUUCAAUCUUUUCAAUUUUCCCUUCUCGCCUAUCAUCAAACCAAACAAGUCCAGUUUUUGCAGAAUCAAAGAUUUUACUAUCUCCACCGCCUCCUUCAAGACCGCCCAUUCCUAGAUUUGCUUAUUUAAUUUCUGGUUCCAAAGGUGAUUUGGACAAGUUGUGGAGAACUCUUAGAGCUUUAUACCAUCCCUUGAACCACUAUGUUGUUCAUUUGGAUCUCGAGUCACCAGCCGAGGAGAGGCUGCAGCUUGCUGCACGGUUGCAGAAUGAUACAAUUUUUGCUCAAGUUGGCAACGUAUACAUGAUUAACAAAGCUAAUAUGGUAACCUAUAGAGGACCAACUAUGGUAGCUAAUACUCUUCAUGCUUGUGCAAUUCUUCUUAAGAGGAGCAAGGAUUGGGAUUGGUUUAUCAACCUUAGUGCUUCAGAUUAUCCACUUGUGACUCAAGAUGAUCUUCUUUACACUUUUUCUACUUUGAGUCGGGAUCUGAAUUUCAUUGAGCAUACAAGCCAGCUUGGUUGGAAGGAGGAUAAACGAGCAAUGCCUCUGAUUGUAGACCCUGGUCUGUAUUUAAACACCAAAAAGGAUAUAUAUUGGGUAUCACCCAAGCGGACGCUGCCAACUGCGUUUAAAUUAUUUACUGGUUCAGCAUGGAUGGUCCUGUCACGCUCUUUUUCCGAGUACAUCAUUUGGGGCUGGGACAAUCUACCAAGGACGCUUCUGAUGUACUACACAAAUUUUGUAUCCUCACCUGAAGGCUAUUUUCAGACUGUUAUAUGUAACGAGCCAGAGUUUGCUAAGACAGCAGUCAACCAUGAUUUGCACUACAUUUCUUGGGAUAUUCCUCCCAAACAGCAUCCGCACACCCUUACAGUUAAUGACACUGCCAAGAUGAUUGCAAGCAGUGCUGCCUUUGCUCGAAAAUUCAAAAAAGACGACCCUGUCUUGGACAUAAUUGAUAAAGAUUUACUUCGUCGAAAGAAAGGGCGCUUUACACCUGGAGGUUGGUGUGCCGGAAGUCCUAAAUGUUCCCAGGUUGGGAACCCAACCAAGCUCAAACCAGGUCCAGGAGCACAAAGACUUCGCCGUCUUGUAGUUAGGCUAACCAUGUCAGCUCAGUUUGGUCAAUCUCAAUGUAAAUAGAUUUUAUGAACAAAUUCUUGCUUGCGGAUGGAAAAUAACAAAGGAAGAGAAUGAAAAAGAAGAGAAAUAGAGUUAUGUUUUCAAGCUGGACAAGGACUGGUUGGAAAUCUUAUUUUAAGGAAGAAAUCAUGAUUUUUAGUUGCAGCUUGACCUCAUCCUUCUAGGAACUGAGGCAAAUGUUAGUUGAGCAUAGAUACAAUCGCCACUACUGUUGAAAACUAAAAUUGGUCUUUGAUUACCUUCCUUUUGGUAGAUUUUAUGUUGCAAUUAAUAAUAAUAUUAUAAUUUUCUAUAGUA
Molecule: messenger RNA, 2112 nt
Organism: Ziziphus jujuba (common jujube)
Lineage: Eukaryota; Viridiplantae; Streptophyta; Magnoliopsida; Rosales; Rhamnaceae
Product: beta-glucuronosyltransferase GlcAT14B
Exons: 5
Coding region: 547-1815 (422 amino acids)
Cellular component (GO): membrane
Molecular function (GO): glucuronosyltransferase activity
Source: RefSeq, a predicted model, not a curated record